Messenger RNA from Odocoileus virginianus texanus, 1070 nucleotides. It is a transcript of the gene CMTM2, whose product is annotated as CKLF like MARVEL transmembrane domain containing 2. The record is from RefSeq and is a predicted model, not a curated record. Gene Ontology annotation, cellular component: membrane. NCBI's taxonomy places the organism in Eukaryota, Metazoa, Chordata, Mammalia, Artiodactyla, Cervidae.
GCGCCGGGAGGGUGCCAGGCGUUGGCUUUCGCUCCUAUUCCUGGCAGUUGGCUGAGAGCGACCUCUAAGUAGGUCGGUGGGCAUCUGGCUCGCGCAAAGGCCGGGCCUGGCCAGGGACGGCAGGAGAAGUUGGGUAGGCCCUGAGAACCUGAGAACGCCACGGUCAUAUGGCUGAUAAAAAGGGCAAACCCGGGGAGCCGGCAGCAGCCCCGGCACCUGGAGCGCCACCGCCUGGGCCGGACGCCGGGAAAACGCCAGACGAGCCCAAGAAAAAGUCAGAGCAGCCCAAAGAUGAAGUGGGAACGAGGAAGGGGUGUCGCCGUUACAAGUGGGAAUUCAAGGACAGCAAUAGAGAGUUCUGGAGUCUGGGGCACGCUGAGGUCAAGCUCAUUAGCUUGGCCUGCCUAAUAGGUUCGCUGAUAAUGUUCACGGGGACCACUGUGCACCCCAUCCUGACACUCAUCAUCACCAUGGAGAUGUCCAUCUUCAUCUUCUUCAUCAUUGUCUACACCUUCGCCAUCCAGAGAUACUUGCCCUUCAUCCUAUGGCCUAUUUCUGAUCUUCUCAACGACCUAUUUGCCUGUGGUUUCCUCGUGGGGGGCGCGAUCUUUGCUAUCAGAAGUCGGCAAACAGUGCCACUGAACUACGUUGCCGCUGUGGUCUUUAUAUGUGUGGCCGCCCUUUUUGCUUUAGUUGACGUUUGUCUUCAAAGGAAACACUUCAAAGGCAAGAAGAUCAAAAGGAAUGUGCUGGUUCCUCCACCAAAGGAGGCUGAAAAGCCAAAGGCUCCAGAAAAAACAGAGGAAGGAGGAAAACCGGAAGGAAAAAAACCAAAGGACCCCAAGGCAAAGGCAGAUGCCAAGGGGAAGGAGGACGCAGGCAAGGGCAAGGCGAAGGGAGGCAAGAAGUGAGGCGAUGGUGCACAGGUCACAGGCGGCCGGCAUCUCACCACAGAGUAUGCUUCUGCUGUCUGGCCUGUCUUCUCUCUAGAAUGGGCUUCUUUUCCAUUUCAACCACCAUCUCUGAUUAGAAAAGAAAUUUCUUCUUAAAUGGAUUUUGAAAACCUUAAA